CGUUGUCCUGCCCACCGCCAGCCCCUCCUCUGCCCCCCGCCGGCCGCCCACCUCCAGCCCCACCUCUACCCGCCGCCCUCCUCUGGCCGCCUCCCCUCCUCUGGCCGCCGCCCAGGCACCCACCGCCAGCCGUCGAGGCCUGCACCGCCCUCUAAUCACCGCCCAGGCGUCCACCUCUGACUGCCGCCCACCUCCAGCCGUCGAGGCUUCUGGUGGAAACUCGUUUGCUAAGAUGGAAGAGGGCAAUGACUACUAUGUUGUUAGGAAAGGUGAUGUGGUGGCAGUUUACAAAACUCUAAGUGAUUGCCAGGGUCAGAUUUGCUCUUCGGUAUCUGGUCCUGCUGCAAGUGCCUACAAGGGUCACUCUUGGAGCAGAGGAAAGGAGGAAUACCUGUCUUCACGGGGACUAAGUGAUGCUACAUACGUAAUCAAUGCAGCCGAACUCAGGGAAGAUAUACUUGGCCCCCUUGUGCCCUGUAGUUUCCAGGACAUACUUGGUUCUAGUUCAAAUCAACUGGCUCCAAAUCAUAUAGGCUUCCAUAAUGUUAUAGCAUCUCAGACUGGAGCACAAUAUGUUGAUCUGAACCAUGAAGCCAGAUCUAGUUCAUCCAGACAUAUCUCACCAGCAAAUUUCAAUCAUACCGGAACUGUUGAUGCACAACCUAUCUCAAAACAAUACAUGGUGGGUAUUCUUCAUUUUGAUGGUGCUUCAAAAGGGAACCCAGGUAAAGCAGGUGCUGGAGCUGUGCUUAUGACUGAAGAUGGAAGAGUGAUAUCUCGGCUUCGUGAGGGUCUUGGUGUCGCUACUAAUAAUGUUGCUGAGUAUCGAGGCCUGAUCUUAGGACUGAAAUAUGCGAUUCGGCAUGGAUUCAAGAGAAUUAAAGUACAUGGGGACUCUCAACUUGUCUGCAAUCAGGUGAAUGGUGUUUGGCAAACGAAGCAGCCGAAUAUGAUGGAGCUGUGCACUGAAGCGAGAAAGCUAAAAGAGAACUUCCAUUCCUUUGAGAUCAUCCAUGUUCGACGGGAGUGGAAUGCUGAGGCGGAUCGUCAGGCGAACAUCGGUAUCACGCUUGCAAGUGGCGCCGUGUUUGAGGAGCGUGGUGACAUCUGAUACAUAGCUAGCAACGUAUGUAUUUAACUAACUAGCUUGACCUUUGACUUGCACCUUUGUCGAGCUUCUAUGCUGCUCUGCAGCAGCCAUCAGGAGCUGAGGUGAUGGCCUGCCGUCUAGUAGGCACUAUAUCCAAUUACUUUACACUAGUUGGACCUAUUUCACCAUCAAGCUGCUACGGAAGCCUGAUUUCUGCUAUGGGGCCUCAGUUUGAUGUGAAACUGUGCUUUGGAAGCUUGAUGUUGCUCGAUAAGUUGAUCUAUGAAUGGAGAAUUUUAAUUUGUCAGCUAGCCUUUAGAUCGCUAUUUAGAUUUUGGAUUUGAACACUCUUUGAACUAGCAUCCUUAGGCUAUCUUCAACACCUUACUCAUAAUCAUACUCAUAUUCAAACUUUAU
This is a messenger RNA of Zea mays, 1507 nucleotides long. RefSeq lists its product as uncharacterized. Gene Ontology annotation, molecular function: RNA-DNA hybrid ribonuclease activity; nucleic acid binding. Lineage: Eukaryota; Viridiplantae; Streptophyta; Magnoliopsida; Poales; Poaceae. The record is from RefSeq and is marked validated. The transcript has 10 exons. Bases 233 to 1111 code for a protein of 292 amino acids.